Limanda limanda (common dab) is the source of this 711-nucleotide messenger RNA. Its product is annotated as tripartite motif-containing protein 16-like. Lineage: Eukaryota; Metazoa; Chordata; Actinopteri; Pleuronectiformes; Pleuronectidae. The transcript has 5 exons. Bases 1 to 711 code for a protein of 236 amino acids. The record is from RefSeq and is a predicted model, not a curated record. Gene Ontology annotation, molecular function: protein binding.
AUGCCGGUCAGACCUAAUACUGCCGUUGUCAACCGCACUGAGAUCAUGAAUCCAGGAAAGAAGAUGAAAUCUAACAAGAAGGACAAGACAAACACAGAGAAGGUCGUGGUUUAUGAGCCAGGGAUUCCUGAGCCAACAAACAGAGCUGAGCUCAUGAAAUAUUGGAUUAAUUUGUCUUUGGAUGACAAGACUGCCAACAAGAUGUUGUGGAUUGCCGAUAGCGGCCUGAUGGUGCGUCGUAGAACUGAGGAGAUUUGUCCCGUCCUGGAUCGACCAGAGCGAUACGAGAACUGUCCACAGGUGCUGUGCAAAGAGGGCUUGUUAAACGUGAGGGCUUACUGGGAGGUGGAGUACACCGGGUGGGUGGUAAUCGGAGCCACCUAUGAAGGAGCUGGAAGGAGAGGGAAUUCUGGGCCGAGCGGGCUGGGAGACAACGAGGAGUCCUGGGGUCUGUGUUGGUUGGGAUCAUGUUACCAGAUCUGGUUCAACGGCAUAAACACAGACAUAACGAAUGUCCCGUUUUGCCCCACGAUCGGCGUUUACAUCGACCAGCCUGCGGGGAUAAUCAACUUUUACACCAUCACUGGCGAGGGGGCGGAGAGGGAGGCGAUGCUGCUGUACAAAGUUAAGACGACCAUCGAGAAGAAGAUUGUGCCGGGUUUCUGGAUGGGAGUUCAGUCCACGUGCACGAUGCUGAGGAAAACAGAUUGA